Solenopsis invicta (red fire ant) is the source of this 2114-nucleotide messenger RNA. RefSeq names its product cytochrome P450 4c21. The record is from RefSeq and is a predicted model, not a curated record. NCBI's taxonomy places the organism in Eukaryota, Metazoa, Arthropoda, Insecta, Hymenoptera, Formicidae. The transcript has 12 exons. Gene Ontology annotation, molecular function: heme binding; oxidoreductase activity, acting on paired donors, with incorporation or reduction of molecular oxygen; iron ion binding. Bases 860 to 2062 code for a protein of 400 amino acids.
UUUGUGGGAUGAGGUUGAAAAUUCCCUUUUUGUAAAAUUCCUGUUCUUCCGCGUUGUGCCAAGUUGUCGCAGUCUUUCACCUCUUUGUCCGAAGCAAAUCGUUGACUUCCUAAGUGCUCCUUGAAGUGAGGGAACAGGUGAAAGUCACUUGGAGCGAGGGCCGGGCUGUAGGGUAGGUGAUCGAUAUCGUCCCAGCGAAACUGCUCCAAUAGCGUCGUGGUCCUCCGUGACGUAUGGGGCCGCGCAUUAUAAAGGAGGCUGAAGCCCUCGGUGAGAAGUAGUGACCGUUUCCUCCUGCCUGCUUCGCGCAAUCGUUUCAAGGUCUCGCAAUAUCGGUCAGUGGAUAUUGUGUGCCGAACGUGCAAGAACAGUACAAUUUGACGAGAAGAGAAUUUUCAAUCUCAUCCUACGAAGCGACAAGUGCCUAAACCGCAAUGGAAACUAUGUUGAAAAAUAAUCCUAGGGAUAAUACUUCAAUGUGGCUAUAUUAAUUUGUCUGAAUAGAACAAUCCCUCUUCACUGUAGGCUUUGUAACCUUACUCUUGAAUCGAUGAUAGUUCAAAGUGGCUAUAUUGGUUUUUCUGAAUAAAAUAUUCCCUUUUUAUUACAGACUUUGUAACGUUACUUUUGAAUCGCCCCUCGUAAUAAUAGUCUACUGUGUUACUGGUAAAAUAUAUUUUUCCGUAUAUUAUUACAAACUAUGACUUUACGUGUCGUAUUACUUCAGCUUCUACAAUCUCUACAAUCCCAUCUAAUCUAUCGAGCUCUACUUCUUUCAAGAUCACAGCCCACCAACCAAUCAUCUUGACUUAUCUAAUCCAAUCAAUGGAAAAUUUCUCGAAAUCGACCACUGAGAGUGAUGGUGUGCUAUCAGUCCUGUGCGCUACCGGGAUCCGCCCGGGGAAACUAUAUAAGAUCAUUAGCAACAGUGAACACAUUACCAGGUCCAGUACGACUGCCUCUCAUCGGUACUUCAUAUAUCUUUCUACAACAAAAAUCUGAAGAUUUUCUAAGUAUUAUUAUGCAGAUGUGCGAAAAAUUUUCAUCACCUUUUCAAUUUUGGAUAGGUCCUAAGUUGGUCUUCGUAAUAUACGAACCAGAUCAAAUAAAGACCGUUUUACAAAGCCAUUUUUGUUUGGAUAAAAGUAUGAUGUAUAAUGCUGUAAAACCAAUAUUCGGUUCAGGAUUAUUGACAGCCCCUGCACACAUAUGGACUGGAGAUCGAAAAAUGAUAGCCCCAAUUUUUCAAACAGUCAUGUUGAGAGAGUUUGUUGACAUAUUUGUUCAAGAAGCUUCAAUAUUAACUGAAGAAUUAGAAAAAAUUGGGCAUAAUGGAAACGAAAUUUUCUUUCUUAAGCCUUCUUUAGAGAGAUAUACUCUUAAAAUUGCAUUUGGCACUAUGAUUGGUAUCAAGGUGAAAGAAAAUAUACUCAAUGAAAUUGUGGAGGCACUUGGAAGAAUGAAAAAAAUUAUAGGAGCAAGAUUUCGGAACGCAUUUUUGAUUCCUGAUUUUAUAUUUAAUUUCACUUCUAUGGGAAGCACACAGCGAAAGACAAUAAUCUUUGUUCAAUCUCUUAUUGAUAAGGUAAUUCAGCAAUGGACAAAUGAAUCAAAUACAACAAACGUUAAUGAUGGCAUAACUCGUAAAAGACUUGUGAACAUUUUAAUGAGUUCAACUCAUAAUAAAAAAUUCACGGAAAAAGAAAUUUUCUAUCAUUUGAUUACGAUGUUAAUAACGGCCAGUGACACCAUUGCUGUUACGAUGUACUUUGUGAUUUUCGUGUUAGCAAAUUUCUCAGAAAUACAGGAAAAAGUAUAUAAGGAGUUGUUAGAAAUUUAUGGAACAAAAACUCCAAAAGCUGCGCCUGUUAAAUAUGAGGAUCUGCAACGUAUGAAUUAUUUGGAACGCGUGAUUAAGGAAACUUUAAGAAUUUUUCCUACUGGUCCAGUAAUUGCACGAGAAGUGACGGAAGAUGUUAAAAUAGGUUUGCUAAUUUUUAAAAAUUUAUUGCAUUUAUUGCUAAUUUUUUUUGAAAUUUUUGUUAUAAUAAAACAUGAAUAAAUUAAGAUUCUUGUAUUUUAUUUUAUUACGGCAACAAUUUCAAAAAAGGUUA